CAUAGAAGGUUAAUCCUCGAAACGUCAGUUUUGCCAGUAUUAACCGCCUGACUCAUAUUUUUAGGUUAAAACUAAAAGUGUUUUCUGUUAGAAGUUUAAAGAAGUUAUAGUGGAAUCGUGGUUCACAAUCAGUGAUAGCCUCAAAUGGUUACAAUAGUCCGGCUGCCGUGAGGACUUGUUUGUAAUUUUGAGGAAACGGCCAAUUUGUGCCCAACCCACCUGUUGUUUUAAAUGACGAUGCCCACCACCCUCGUGAGUGAUGGGGAAAAGGCCGAAAUCAAAGUCAAGGCAGCUUUCAGCGGGAAAAUUCUCGUGACUUACAUAAACUCUGAGAUCCUGUUGGAUGAUCUCCAAAAUGAGAUGCGAGCCAUUUGCCAGUUUUCUCCUGAUCAAGAGUUUACCAUGAAAUGGAUUGACGAAGAAGGUGAUCCAUGUACUAUCUCUUCACAAGUUGAAAUUGAUGAAGCUAUUCGUCUGUAUGAAGUGAACAACGAUUCAGAAAUCACUAUUCAUGUUUUCCCUAGUGUCCCUGUGUCACCAGGGCUUCCAUGUUUUGGAGAAGAUAAAAGUAUUUAUCGACGUGGUGCUCGUAGAUGGCGGAAACUGUACAGAGUCAAUGGACAUCUUUUCCAGGCAAAACGUUUCAAUCGCAGAGCUUCUUGCGCUUACUGUCACGACCGUAUCUGGGGUCUAGGUCGGCAAGGAUUCAAAUGCAUUCAGUGCAAGCUGCUCAUCCACAAAAAGUGCCACAAGCUUAUCAAGAUCAGUUGCAACACGGAGCAAGUGGCCGCUCUGAACACUCCGUCCCAGGUUCAUCUACUGUCAAAUAGCGCGCUCAAUACCAGUUCAGGGUCCGCAGUGACCGCUGCUGCUAUUCCAUCUAUAAGCCCAGUUGUUAAUGCCGGAGAACCCCCGACAGCGCUGCGACAGAAUGGUGAUGGUACCGAAGCACCGUCCGCACCGCCAAUAGUACAACCUAUUUUUGAGUCUCACAGUGUGAGUGUUCCGGUUGAUGGAAGUCCAGAAGAAGGUGUCGAAGGUGGUGCUGUUCAACGUCCGUAUUCGAUGGCGGAUUUUGAAUUGAUUCGUGUGAUUGGUCGUGGUUCUUAUGCUAAAGUGUUGAUGGUUGAAUUACGACGAACUCGUCGGGUUUACGCCAUGAAAGUAAUCAAAAAGGAACUUGUUACCGAUGAUGAGGAUAUUGACUGGGUUCAAACGGAAAAACAUGUCUUUGAGACGGCAUCCAACCAUCCUUUCUUGGUUGGCUUGCAUUCGUGUUUCCAGACGACGUCACGCCUUUUCUUUGUCAUCGAAUUCGUACGUGGUGGUGAUUUAAUGUUCCACAUGCAGCGCCAAAGGCGACUUCCUGAGGAGCACGCUCGAUUCUAUUCGGCUGAAAUUUCUUUGGCGCUCAAUUUCCUACACGAGAAAGGAAUUAUUUACCGUGAUCUGAAGCUAGAUAACGUCCUACUGGACCAUGAAGGUCAUAUCAAACUUACCGACUACGGAAUGUGCAAAGAGGGCAUCCGUCCGGGUGAUACCACGUCUACCUUUUGUGGUACGCCCAACUAUAUCGCUCCUGAAAUUCUGCGCGGAGAAGACUACAGUUUCAGUGUGGAUUGGUGGGCGCUGGGUGUAUUGUUGUAUGAAAUGUUGGCCGGUCGUUCACCUUUCGACAUCGUCGGCGCUUCAGAGAAUCCUGACCAAAACACUGAAGAUUAUCUGUUUCACGUCAUCCUGGAAAAGACGAUUCGCAUUCCCAGGUCGUUAUCUGUGAAGGCUUCUUCUGUCCUCAAAGGGUUUCUUAAUAAGAACCCAGCCGAUCGUUUGGGUUGUCGAAAAGAAACGGGCUUUGUCGAUAUCGUCCAUCAUCCAUUCUUUAAAUCAGUCGACUGGGAAAUGUUGGAGAAGAAACAAGUGGCUCCACCUUACGUGCCUCGUCUAGAUUCUGACCGUGAUCUGGCUCACUUUCCACCCGAGUUCACAGACGAACCAGUCCAACUGACACCCGACGAUCAGACGGUCAUUGAACGCAUCGAUCAGUCUGAGUUUGAAGGUUUCGAGUACGUCAAUCCUUUGCUCAUGUCAUUGGAAGACUGCGUCUAGGAUUAGAAUAGAAAACGAAGCAUUCGCUUUCAUGCCAUUACAAGAUUUACACUAAAAAUUGGAACCACACACACACACACACGUUUCAUAGGGAAAGUUUGGCAGGUUUCACGGCAGCAAAAAUUCUAACAGCCUACCAUUUCUUCUCUUUCGUUUUUUUCCCCUCCCCUUUUCACCAUCAGUUUAUUCGGUCCAGUAUUUUUAAAUAUGAUAGAUCAAGUCUUAAUCGACUUUGCGUCCAUUCCAGUUCUUGCCUCAUUGGAACAUCUUUCUUUCCCUCCGUCACCUUUUUGAUCUGUUGUACAACUGCCUUCAUCUCUUUUGUCUUCUUUUCUUUUUGUGUCACUUUUAAAAGCCAUUUUGUUUUGGUCACUUUUAGCCAAAAAGAAAAUCUCUGUCUGGUUAAUUAUUAUAUUUCCGCCUUACACAGAUCGCCUUUUUCCGUCUUGUUAGAAAUAUACAAGAAAGAUGUCGACACAAUCA
Molecule: messenger RNA, 2589 nt
Organism: Daphnia pulicaria
Lineage: Eukaryota; Metazoa; Arthropoda; Branchiopoda; Diplostraca; Daphniidae
Gene: aPKC
Product: atypical protein kinase C-like
Exons: 11
Coding region: 232-2106 (624 amino acids)
Biological process (GO): establishment or maintenance of cell polarity; protein phosphorylation
Molecular function (GO): protein serine/threonine kinase activity; ATP binding; protein binding
Source: RefSeq, a predicted model, not a curated record